AGAAAGAAAAAAAAGAGAAAUGGUUUUUUGAUGAAAAAGAUUCGAAAUGGCACAUUGGUUCCAUCGAAAUCCAAUCAAAGCAACAGAACAUGUAGAUUUUCAGCUUAAAUUGAUCCUUACCACUUCGCAAACAUCAAAAAUUUGCAAUGAGCUUCGAUUAAGACGUGAUCAUCUUUUGGAACAUUUCAAGAAUGCAAGUAACGAUUUGGAUAUGGUAGACGAUGACUUCAAACAUUAUCUAUCAUUAUUUAGUGGUUUUGUGUUUGCUGUUGGAUAUGAUAAAGUUGCUGAUACGAAAACUAGCAAACUUGCUACACUUCUUCGAUUUCGAUGGAGUAAUUCGAUGCUUGGUACCGUAGCAACUGAGGUCAGUGACAGUUGGUAUGAAGUACUAAAUGUGUGUGUAAAUAUGGCGUUAUGGUUAUCGAAACAUGCAGCAUGGAUUGCGGCAAAAGAUGAAGUAUUUAAAGAUGAUGCUAAAAAGGCGCACACGUGUUUACGGCGUGCUGCUGGAAUAUUGAUAUUUGUACGCGAAAAUGCUGGUAGAAUUACUGGAUUAACUUCAUUCCCUGGUUCAGAUUUUGAUCCAGUAGUGCUUACCGCUUACAUCAAUCAGUUCACAGCUGAAGCGCAAGAAAUUACCGUGGCACGUGCUAUCGAGUUGAAACAUAGUCCUGGCCUAAUUACAGCAUUGGCUUAUGAGACUAGUCAUUUGUUCAAGCAGGCAGAUGAAAGUCUUGGGAAAAUGGACCAAUCGUUGUUUGGGAAAUGGCGCUUUUAUCUUCAAUUGAAAUCACAAAUAUAUACGGCAUAUGCUUAUGCUUUUUUGGGUGAAGAUUUAUUAUCUCAAGAUAAAUGCGGUGAUGCAGUAAGAGCAUGCAGAGAGGGCGUUUCAUGUUUUGAUGUUGCUGUUGAUUUUGCUGGAAAGUAUCGUAAGGCUAAUGGACCAGGUAUCAGUGCAAAACCUGACUCUCAUCUAUUUUUCCGCCGCAUUCGACCGCUACUUGAACGGCAUAUGGAAAAAGCCGAACGUGAAAAUGGUUUUAUCUAUCAUCAAAAAGUGCCAGAUGUAUGUCCAGAACCCGAUAGAAAGCCUACUUUUGGUUUGGUUGAAGCCGAGCCAUUCAUGAUUCCUAGCAUGAGCCCGCUAUGGACACCGGCUGUUUACGAAGCAUUUGAUAUAUCGAAAGCAAAAAUGCCGGAUUUCUCGAAAGUGAAGAAGAGCUGCAAAUCAUUACCACCCAUACAGGAAGAGAAGGUCUAUGAAACAGAACGUGAUCCAAGCGGUUUGAGUGGUUGCAUAGUUUCAUGAACCUCUUGGAAGAUAACAUUCAAUCUGCUGAUCAAGAAUGGAAUCACAGGAUUAUUAUUGGAUCCGAUGAAAAGAUGACUGAAAUUCCGAGAGACAAGAAAUGUGAAUUUUUGAAACUGGUGUAUUACCGACAAGUACUUUUUUGAGAAGAGAAGACCGUGUAGA
Loa loa (African eye worm) is the source of this 1477-nucleotide messenger RNA. RefSeq lists its product as hypothetical. The record is from RefSeq and is a predicted model, not a curated record. The transcript is spliced from 9 exons. Lineage: Eukaryota; Metazoa; Nematoda; Chromadorea; Rhabditida; Onchocercidae. The coding region runs from base 47 to 1312 and encodes 421 amino acids.